Messenger RNA from Priceomyces carsonii, 1533 nucleotides. RefSeq names its product Avt1p (gene AVT1). NCBI's taxonomy places the organism in Eukaryota, Fungi, Ascomycota, Pichiomycetes, Serinales, Debaryomycetaceae. The transcript has a single exon. The coding region runs from base 1 to 1533 and encodes 510 amino acids. Gene Ontology annotation, molecular function: L-glutamine transmembrane transporter activity. Gene Ontology annotation, biological process: proline transport; amino acid transmembrane transport. Gene Ontology annotation, cellular component: fungal-type vacuole membrane. The record is from RefSeq and is a predicted model, not a curated record.
AUGUCUUAUACUGAACCAGAACCUUCUUCGAGGCAGACGGGUGAGAGAAGAAGACUGUUUUUGGAAGCAGGUGAGCAAUUUGCUUCAUCGUAUAAAAGAGCACAAUCUUACUUGGGACUGAGUUUACUUCUGGCAAACGAAUUUGAUGAUGUUUCUCCAAAUACAUCACCUCGUUUGGAGGCAGUGGAUUCGCCAACAAUUGAUGUCCACCUAGCUGGCGAGCUGCAACCUAAUCAUGGUUAUGACCAUAUAAGUUCUUUCACAUUUCCUCAUAAUGAGGAGAGUCGUCUUUUGGAGGAUGAGGCAUCUGUUAAGACACAAAUAUCAGCAUAUGGGUCUUCGACGGUACCUCACACCAUAUUUAACUCGGUCAAUACGUUAAUGGGUGUCGGGAUGCUCUCAUUACCAUUCGCAUUCAAACUAUCCGGGUGGAUAGUAAGCUCUGUGCUGUUAGUAGUCAUUGCUUUCACAACGAGUUUUACUGCAAAAAUAUUAGGACGAAUUUUGAAGAAGCAUCCAAACUUGAAAAGCUAUGGUGACAUUGCACGUCUAUAUGGGGGAAGUUCAAUUGAAGCAAUAGUUACUUUAUUUUUUUCGUUGGAUUUGAUGGGAGCAAUGAUAUCAAUGAUUAUCUUAUUCAGUAACUCCUUUAACAUUUUUUUCCCAUCGUUAUCGGUGAUCGUCUUCAAAUGUUUGAUUGUGUCAAUAGUUUUCGUCUUGUCUUUCUUACCUUUAUCGGUGUUGUCAUUAUUCAGCUUGCUAGGAAUAGUAUGCACAUCAUCCAUUCUAAUUAUCGUGAUCGUUUGUGGCUUGCUGACGACAGCUGGUCCAGGAUCUUUACUUUCUCCUGUUACUACAAGGCUUUUUCCUACUGAAUACAAGAACGUAUUUUUAAGCUUUGGAAUUUUUUUAUCGCCAUGGGGUGGACAUCCUGUUUUUCCUGAAUUUUACAGAGACAUGGUUCAUCCAUCUCGUUUUGAGAUAUGUUGCAAUGUGACAUUCUUUACAGCAUUUGAUUUAGAUUUCUUUUUGUCUUUUGCAGGAUAUUUAAUGUUUGGAGACGAUUGUCAAGAUUCCAUUACAAGCAAUCUCAUGACAAAUAAAGGAUAUCCGAAAUUAAUAAGUCCUUUGAUAUGUGUCUUUAUGGGCUUAUUGCCCAUUUCGAAGUUGCCUCUAAUAGCAAAACCUUUAAUUACAGUAUACGAGAGCUAUUUUGGAUUAUCAGAAUCAUUGGUAGAAUACGGAAAAAGAAAAGAGAUAUUUGGUUUCAAAAGGAUAGUAAGCAGAAUAAUCUUUUGUACAUUUAUUUUUAUUAUAUCUGUCAUAUUCACAUCUUUUGGACAAGUCGUUUCUUUGUUGGGAAGUGCGAUAUGUUUCACUAUUUGUUUGACUCUUCCUUUACUAUUCUACUCCAGCAUCUUUGAGGAUGAAUUGACAUCUUAUCAAAAGUUUUUCUUUCGCACUGGCGCAGCGAUUUCUUUCAUAUGUUCUUUAAUAGGUACAUAUGGCUCCAUAUUUAUAGAUCCGGUGUAA